GACACAAGUUGUGCACCCUACUGGGGCUGCUGUGGGACUGAGGUGAUGCUGAGGGAGGGCCUGUGUGUCUGUCUCCGGAGCCCAGUCACCCUGUCAGCCCUCUCUGUCAUUACAGUUUGGGCCCCAAGACAAACAUCCCAAGAACCACAAGGCUUUCCAGUGAGCCUAAGCCCUCCAGGCAAAGAUAAGGACACCCGGAGUAGGGAGACACAGUUGGCAGCUAACACUGGUCAGAAACAUCUACUUUCAGGCAGCCCCUGUCCCGUGUCAGGGACACGCCCAUCGUGAGAUGGAAAAACUGAGCCACAGGAAGAAAAAAUGACGCGCUUAGGUGCCUCAGCUUUUUAUAGACAGGCCUCCCUCCGACACAGGCCUCCCUCCGACACAGUCCUCGGAGCUUUAGAAAUCUCUGACACAUCUCCACCAUGAUGGUACAGCUGAUGCCUGCCAGGAUCUGAGAUAAAAACUCAACAGUCCUUGAAGUAGUUCAUGGAGGAGCCUCAAGAGACCCUGGACAGGAAAGCUCUCCCCUCCAGAGAGAAGAGCCCUGCGUGAGAAGAGGCAGCUUCAACAGGAGUGGACAUGAACACUGGUUUCCAGAGAGAAGAGCGUUUUAGUUUUGGUCACCGGAAGUGGUGCCUUCAGCACAGAAGAGCGUGAUUUCUCCUCCAAGACCACUGAUCUCCAACACAGGACUAAAGGGAAGAAGAGGCCGGGACCAAGCCGCUCCUGCAUCCAGUGUAACAUUGCUUAGGCAAGGAUCAGGGAUGACUGGGCCAUGGUCACAGAGGCCUCCAACUUUCAGCCUUUUGCAUAGCACACAGGGGACUCGUGGGGAACACUUGUCACUGCCAACCGAAACAGUACAAUGGCAAUAUUGACAUCCUCCAUGACAUUUUCACGGCAGACAUCCCAGCAGGAAAUGCUGGUGUGCCUUCUGUCUGCAGAGUAGCGGACCAUGCCUCACCACUAUGAAUAGCUCAGGCUCUGAUAACCUGCUCUGAGUCUACUUGCAGCCAGUGACACUUGCAAAAACUUCCAAAGCCGUCUUGGCCUUGGCUUCCACAGUUCUUGACCAAUGUGGCCAAAGCUGGACAACUCCCUGGGACACGAGGAUUAUUCCUAAAUGCAGCCUGCCCCAAACCUCCCUGAGUAGCAUCUGAAGUCUCUGUGAAGGUCAUGGAUCCUGAACAAAGCACCAAGGGCAUCAAGAAGACAGAGGGAAGUCCCCGGAAGCGGCUGACCAAAGGCGAGGCCAUUCAGACCAGUGUUUCUUCCAACGUUCCAUACCCAGGCAGUGGCACAGCUGCCACCCAAGAGAGCACCUCCCAGGAGCUCCUGGCCCCACAGCCCUACCCAGGCCCCUCAUCAGUUCUUAGGGAAGGCUCUCAGGAGAAAACGGGCCAGCAGCAGAAGGCCCCCAAGAGGCCUCCUAUCGAAGCCUCCAUCCACAUCUCACAGCUUCCACAGCACCCUCUGACACCAGCAUUCAUGUCACCCAGCAAACCUGAGCAUCUCCUGGAGGGGUCCACAUGGCAGCUGGUUGACCCCAUGAGACCUGGACCCUCGGCCUCCUUUGUGGCCCCUGGCCUCCACCCACAAGGCCAGCUCCUUCCUUCUCACACCUCCAUCCUUCCUCCGGACGACCUGCCGGGAAUCCCUAAGGUCUUUGUGCCCCGUUCCUCCCAGGUCUCCCUGAAGCUUACAGAAGAGGCACAAAAGAAGGAACGGAAACCCCAGAAGCCAGGCAAAUACAUCUGCCAGUAUUGCAGCCGGCCCUGCGCCAAGCCCAGUGUGCUGCAGAAGCACAUCCGCUCACACACUGGCGAGAGGCCCUACCCCUGUGGCCCCUGUGGCUUCUCCUUCAAGACCAAGAGCAACCUCUACAAGCACAGGAAGUCCCAUGCCCACCGCAUCAAAGCUGGCCUGGCCUCCGGAGUGGGUGGUGAGAUAUACCCACCGGGGCUGGAAAUGGAGAGGAUCCCUGGGGAAGAGUUUGAGGAGCCUACGGAGGGAGAAAGCACAGACUCCGAGGAGGAAACCAGCACCACAUCUGGUCCUGCUGCAGAGCUCUCCCCAAGACCUAAGCACCCCCUCCUUUCCAGUGGUUUAUACAGCUCGGGGAGCCACGGUUCCAGCCACGAACGCUGUUCCCUGUCCCAGUCCAGCACAGCGCCAUCACUUGAGGAUGCCACUCCAUUUGCAGAACCCUCAUCUGAGCAUCCCCUGAGCCAUAAACCUGAAGACACCCAUACAAUUAAGCAGAAGCUGGCCCUCCGCUUGAGUGAGCGAAAGAAGGUGAUCGAUGAGCAGGCAUUCCUGAGCCCAGGCAGCAAAGGCAGCACCGAGUCUGGGUAUUUCUCACGCUCUGAGAGCGCCGAGCAGCAGGUCAGCCCCCCAAACACCAACGCUAAGUCCUACGCGGAGAUCAUCUUCGGCAAGUGUGGGCGGAUCGGGCAGCGGACCACCAUGCUGACGGCCACCUCCACCCAGCCACUCCUGCCUCUGACCGCCGAAGAGAAGCCCAGCCUGGUGCCUUUGUCUGUGCCCCGGACACAGGUGAUCGAGCACAUCACAAAGCUCAUCACCAUCAAUGAGGCCGUGGUGGACACCAGUGAGAUUGACAGUGUGAAGCCAAGGAGGAGCUCACUGACGAGGCGCAGCAGCAUGGAGUCCCCCAAAUCCAGCCUCUACCGGGAGCCCUUGUCAUCCCAUGGUGAGAAGACAAAGCCAGAACAAUCACUGCUCAGCCUCCAGCACCCACCCAGCACCAACCCCCCUGUGCCUCUCCUGAGAAGCCACUCAAUGCCUUCUGCCGCCUGCACCAUCAGCACCCCACACCACACCUUCCGCGGUAGCUACUCCUUUGACGACCACAUCCCUGACUCUGAGGCCCCUAGCCGCAGCAGUCCAGUGUUUACCUCCCACCCCCGGAUGCUGAAGCGCCAGCCAGCCAUCGAACUGCCUUUGGGAGGUGAGUACAGUGCUGAGGAACCUGGACCAAGUAGCAAAGACACAGCCGCCAAGCCCUCUGAUGACCCGGAGCCCAAGGAAAGCGAAUUCACCAAAAAGACAAAGAAAGGAUUGAAAACGAAAGGAGUGAUCUAUGAAUGUGCUAUCUGUGGUGCUCGAUACAAGAAAAGGGAUAAUUAUGAAGCACAUAAAAAGUACUACUGCUCAGAGCUCCAGAUUACAAAGCCCCUCUCUGCAGGUGCCCAUGCAACUCCUGAAGCUGAUAAGAGCCAGGCAGAGCAUGAACCAUGGUCCCAGAUGAUGCAUUAUAAACUGGGGGCCACCUUGGAGCUCACUCCACUGAGGAAGAGAAGGAAAGAGAAGAGCCUUGGGGAUGAGGAGGAGCUGCCUGCCUUUGAGUCAACAAAAUGUCAGUUUGGCAGCCCUCGGCCAUCUGACUCUGCUCGGAACCUUCCCCUAGAAUCCACCAAGUCACCAGCAGAACCAGGUAAAUCAGUGCCCUCUUUGGAGGGUCACAUGGGCUUCCAGCCAAGGACUCCUAAGCCAGGGUCUGGGGCAGAAUCAGGGAAGGAGAGGAGAACAAUGUCCAAAGAAAUUUCCGUGAUCCAGCACACCAGCUCCUUUGAGAAAUCUGACCCUCUCGAGCAGGCCAGUGGCCUGGAAGGAGAAGACAAGUCCCUGGCCCACUUUUCAUCCCUGCCACCUGCCCCGCAAGGACGCUCAGCUCACUCCCUGCAGCCCAAGUUGGUCCGCCAGCCUAACAUCCAGGUCCCUGAGAUCCUGGUGACUGAGGAGCCCGAUCGGCCUGACACAGAGCCCGAGCCACCCCCAAAGGAACCCGAGAAGACAGAAGAAUUCCAGUGGCCCCAGCGUAGCCAGACACUCGCCCAACUCCCUGCUGAGAAGCUGCCACCCAAGAAGAAAAGGCUGCGCCUGGCAGAGAUGGCCCAGUCAUCAGGGGAAUCCAGCUUCGAGUCAUCUGUGCCUCUGUCUCGCAGCCCAAGCCAGGAAAGCAGUGUCUCUCUGAGUGGGUCCAGCCGUUCAGCCUCAUUCGACAGGGAUGAGCAGGCGAAAGCAGAGGCCACUGGGCCCUUACCAGACUUGCGACCCAAAUCGUUGGGCUCCCACAUGCUGACUGUCCCCAGCCACCACCCACAUACUCGGGAGAUGAGGAGGUCAGCAUCAGAGCAGAGCCCCAACAUUUCCCAUUCUGCUCACAUGACCGAGACACGCAGCAAAUCCUUCGACUAUGGCAGCUUGUCCUUGACAGGCCCUUCUGUCCCAGCCCCAGUGGCUCCCCCAAUCUCAGUGGCCCUGCCAGAGAGAAGAAAAUGCUUCUUGGUGAGACAAGCCUCUCUCAGCAGGCCUCCAGAAAAUGAGCCAGAGACCACCCCCAAGGGAAGACAGGACACCGAGGAACCACAGCCCUCAUCCAGCAUACCUUCCACCAAAAUCUUGUUGCCCCAGAUCUCUUCAGCAGCCACCUUGUACAGCGGGCACCUAGGAGGCAAGAGCCAGGUGCAAGAUAGGCCCCCGCUGGGGUCCACUCCACCCUACUCAGAAGCCGUGCAGGUGCUCCACCACCCUGUUGCCCAGCUGCCCCUACAGGACAAACCAUACCUGCCCCCGCCAGUUUCUCUCUUCUCUUUCCAGCACCUCUUGCAGCAUGAGCCAGGACAGUCCUCAGAAUUCUUCUCCACACAGGCCAUGCCCAGCCUCCUCUCCUCCCCAUACUCCAUGCCCCCGCUCCCUCCCUCCUUAUUCCAAGCCCCACCACUUCCUCUCCAACCCACUGUUCUGCACCCAGGCCAGCUUCAUCUCCCUCAGCUGCUGCCUCACCCUGCCAACAUCCCCUUCCAGCAGCCCCCUUCCUUUCUCCCCAUGCCAUACCCUACCUCCUCAGCACUUUCUUCAGGCUUCUUCCUGCCUCUCCAAUCCCAGUUUGCACUGCAGCUCCCUGGCGAUGUGGAAAGCCAUCUGCCUCCAAUCAAAACCAGCCUGGCCCCACUGGCAACAGGAUCUCCUGGCCCUUCCUGCAGCACAGGGCACAGCAGUGAUAUGCGGCUGUCCCCCACAGCUCCUCCCGCCGGCUCCUUGGCACCCACAUCAGUCCCUUCACUGGCCCUGCCUGCCUGUCCGGACACCAUAGAGUCCCUGGUUGUGCCCGUCCGCAUUCAGACCAACAUGCCAUCCUAUGGGAGUGCAAUGUACACAACUCUUUCUCAGAUCUUGGUUACGCAGUCCCAAGGCAGUUCAGCCAGUGCACCUCUUCCCAAGGGUGAGGAGCCCCCGUCCAAGGGAUUGACUGUGUGUGGGGCAGAUAUGUAUGAGGCUAGACCUGGACCAUCUGGGUUAAGCGAAGAGCAAAGCAGAGGCUUCCAGACUCCAUACCUGAGAGUGCCUGUGACAUUGCCUGAAAGGAAAGGUAUGUCCCUAUCAUCAGAGGGUGUCUCAAGCCUGGAGGCAAGUUCAUCGACUGCAGGAGGAAGCAAGCGAGUCCUUUCACCAGCUGGCAGCCUUGAACUUACCAUGGAAACCCAGCAGCAAAAAAGGGUAAAGGAGGAGGAGGCCUUCCAGGCAGAUGACAAACUUGAGCUGGUAAAACCAUGCAGUGUAGUGCUGACCAGCACAGAGGAUGGGAAGAGGACAGAGAAAUCGCACCUGGGAAGCCAGGGCCAAGGCAUGAAGGACCUGGAAGUACUGUCCAGCCUGUCUUCAGAUCCAACUGACCCAAAGGAGAUUCUUUCUCUCCCUCACCCCACAUUGCCCCAUGGGACAGCCCCAGGCUCAGAAGCUUUGAAGGAAUAUACCCAGCCACCUGGCAAACCUCACCGAAGAGGACUGCCCCCACUGAGUGUGAAGAAAGAAGAUUCUAAGGAACAACUGGACCUCCCUCCCCUGGCACCUCCCAGCUCUCUGCCUCUGUCCCCCAGAUCAGCCAAGUCCCAAGAAGGUAUGGACUCAAAGAAGGUACUGCAGUUCCCCAGCCUCCACACAACCACUAAUGUCAGUUGGUGCUAUUUAAACUACAUUAAGCCAAAUCACAUCCAGCAUGCAGAUAGGAGGUCCUCUGUUUACGCUGGUUGGUGCAUAAGUUUGUACAACCCCAACCUUCCAGGGGUUUCCACUAAAGCUGCUUUGUCCCUCCUGAGGUCUAAGCAGAAGGUGAGCAAAGAGACAUACACCAUGGCUACAGCUCCACAUCCUGAGACAGGAAGGCUUGUGCCAUCAAGCUCCCGUAAGCCCCGCAUGACAGAGGUACACCUCACGUCACUGGUUUCCCCAGAAGUCCAGAAAGAGGUAGCUAGAGCAGAGAAGGAAGAAGAGAAGCAAGGGAAGCCAGAAGAGGACACGCCCACCUCCAAGAGAACGGAGCCGGCCAGGAUCAAAAUCUUCGAAGGAGGGUACAAAUCAAACGAAGAGUAUGUAUAUGUGCGAGGCCGCGGCCGAGGGAAAUAUGUUUGUGAGGAGUGUGGAAUUCGCUGCAAGAAGCCCAGCAUGCUGAAGAAACACAUCCGCACCCACACUGACGUCCGGCCCUAUGUGUGCAAGCACUGUCACUUUGCUUUUAAAACCAAAGGGAAUCUGACUAAGCACAUGAAGUCGAAAGCCCACAGCAAAAAGUGCCAAGAGACAGGGGUGCUGGAGGAGCUGGAAGCCGAAGAAGGAACCAGUGAUGACCUGUUCCAGGACUCGGAAGGGCGAGAGGGCUCCGAGGCUGUGGAGGAGCACCAGUUUUCAGACCUGGAGGACUCAGACUCAGACUCAGACCUGGAUGAAGAUGAGGACGAGGACGAAGACAGCCAGGAUGACCUGUCCAGGCCAUCCUCAGAGGCUCCCCCAGCUGGCCCACCAGCCACACUGCGGGCAGACUCCUCACCCGUUCAGAGCCCUCAGCCCCCCGAUGCCACCUCUGACAACGAGGCCACAAGAAGCAGCUCAUUCUCAGAAGCUGAGCCCUUGACAGCCGGCAGCUGCUCCACAUCCAACCAGAGCAUCCUGGGCUGUCCCCAGCUGGGACUGGCGCCAUCCGGCCCUGUGGAGAAGGACACAGUUUCAGCCCUGAGCUCCAAGGCCGUGUCCCCUAGAAGGCCAUGGUCCCCAAGCAAAGAAGCAGGAAGCUGUGCACCACUCACCCCCAAAUACUCAAUAACCAAAAAUGACUCAUCUCCCCAGCAAUGUUCCCCGGCCCAAGAACCACAGGCCUCAGUCACAAGCACGCCUGGCCCCCAAAUGGGCCCAGGAAAGGACAUGGGCCCUUCUCCUUGCAGGUCUCCAAGACUUGAGCUGUCUCCUCUCACUCCCCACCCUCUGGGAAGAGAACUACCCCCUCGGGGGCAUCUGCCUCCUAAACUUGAGGGCACCACAGACCCAGGCCCCUCCAAACACUCGCCAACCAGGAGAUGGGCUCUGAGUCAGGCCGAGUCACCACCAUGGUCAGCGCUGCCAGGGAAGUGGGCUCUGGCUGGGCCAGGCAGCCCUUCUACGGGCAAGCGUGGCCCAGGCUUGGGACCAGCUCCGCGGGUUCUCUUUCCACCUGCGCCUCUACCUCACAAGCUUCUUGGCAGAAGCCCUGAGCCCUGCACCUCCAUGUGGAAGGCCGAGCCCCGAAGUCCGCCCUGCUCACCUGGCCCUGCUCAUCCUCUCUCCUCCCGACCCUUCUCCACCCCUUACGACUUCCACGGCCACAUCCCAGCCCGGACAGAGGAGAACAUCUUCAGCCACCUGCCUCUACACUCCCAGCACCUGGCCCGCACACCGUGCCCCCUGAUUCCCAUUGGUGGGAUCCAGAUGGUGCAAGCCCGGCCAGGGGCCCAUCCCACCCUGCUACCAGGGCCCUCCGCAGCCUGGGUCAGUGGCUUCUCAUGGGGUGGCAGCGACCUGACAGGGGCCAGAGAGGCCCAGGAGCGAGGCCGCUGGAGUCCCACGGAAAGCUCGUCAGCCUCUGUGUCCCCUGUGGCUAAGGUCUCCAAGUUCACACUGUCCUCGGAGCUGGAGGGCAGGGACUACCCCAAGGAGAGGGAAAGGACAGGCGGUGGACUGGGAAGACCUCCCGACCGGGAGCCCACAGAGCCUGCACCCACACAUGGCCCCUGCACCCCGCAGCCACCCCAGGGCCAUCAGGCCACACAGUCCUGGAGCCCCCGCUUGGAGUCACCGUGCACACCGGCCAAUCCCGAGGCCUCUGCCACCCCAACGCUGGACCGCAGCAGCUCCAUGAGCUGUCUGGCCGAGGCCUCUGCUGGCUUCCCAGCCCGGAGAAGGAACCUCUCUGGGGAACCCAGGACCAGGCAGGGCUCCCCGGAGCCCUCAGGUAGUGGGGAGCCCAGGGCACCUCCACCCAAGCCCAAGGACAGGAACCCCCUGAGCACUUAGCCUCUCUCCGACAGACUCAGCAUCUGGCUUCCGGUGUUCAACAACAGACGUUUUCAGCCAACUUCCUCGAGUAACCUUGCUCCCAUGGGCUCCCUUUCCCUCCGUCCACCUGUCCAGCUUCUGCUCAGCCCCUAUCUGUUCUAGCUUCCCAUGUAUGCAGUACCUGUGCCUUUUUCUAUACCUUUUGUUGCUUGAAAAGAGAAAAAAAUAAUCAUACACAUACAUAAAAACAAAACCCGUGAGGAGCUUCAGGCUGUGAACAGUUUGCAUUUGGGGGGAAAGGCUGUAGAAUGGGGGCCUCCUUGGCACCUAUACCAGCCCCAAGACCAGUCAGUCAUUUGCUAAGGAAAAGGAGAUGCACUGAGGGGAAGAGCAACAGCUACAUCAAAAAAUAUACAUCAUUAAAUGUAGAAGGAAGCUCUCCUAUGUACAGAUGCUCAUGGUUCCUGUUUAUUACUGCUUUAUCCCACCCCAGUGAGUGGCCAGUCCUCUCUGCCAGCAGAAGGACCAGUAGCCUGAGCCAGAGGGACACAAAUUCAGGCAGGGAGGCCCCCCAAAGUGGACUCCCUUUUUUCUUCUAUUCUUUGCAAGAAAAAAAAAUUUGAAGCGACUUUGGUAGGAUUUUGACAAGCAAGCAGAAGGCAGGAACCCGUGGGUUAGUCUCCAGGACUCCCAAAUGCCCAGGUAGUCUGUGUUAUGGGCCCAUCAUUGUCCGGCACAGGUGGAUAAGCCACCCUGGCCCCCGCCCUCCCUCCUGGCUGGGAAAGGAGACCUGAGUGUCCAUCUCCUGGCUCCUGACCUCAGCCAUACGCUCCAAGCUCUAGCCUAGCACUGUUCCUGUGCCUGGCCUUGGGUUGUGCUUCACGGUGGCCCCUAUGGGCCAAGAGGCCUUGCUUCUCUCAUGGCCGGGCUUUUUCAUGCUCUCACUAGAGGCUCAGGGGACCCAUCUCUGGACCCCUUGCAGCAGGACUAGUUUUCCUAUCCCCACACCCCACUGUCAGAUCUCCACUGCCCUACAAAACACCCCAAAUCGUAACUGAUAACACCUCCCUGGGCCUAUUUGUUGACUUGUAUCUCUUUAUCAAUGACAACAGAUUAUAUAGCUAAAUCUUGAACAAGAAGAUUAUGUUUGGUACUUUCCCCAGCCUCCUCAGAUUCUCUUCUCUCCACCUAAAGGGUUUCCCCCUUCCUAGGGCAAAAACCUCCUUUGUAAGAAAAAUAAUGUGACUAGAUAUUUAAAUUCCAACAUGGAACUGGACCUCUAGCGUGUUUACCCCAUGUAAUUAAAUGGGAAAGUGAGCAUGGCUAUGUACGGAUACAGAUGCCUAUGAUUCUCAUUUUCAAAUCAGCCACGGUUCCAUCUUCCGGCCAGACCACCUUGUCCAUUCUCCUUUGUAUGCUCAGAGCUAAGACAAAAAAGGGGCACUAGGGCAGGACUUCCCUUGAGGUCCACUGAAUUCCAAGGUACUGGGAAAUCAGACUAAUCAGUAGCUUCUGGCUGCUUGACUUAGUAUAGGACUCUUGCCCACACCAGAAGCUAGCCCACCCUGCACCAUACUGGUAUUGUUUGGGCUUGGCAGGAAGUGGGUAGAAGCUGAACCCCAGGCCAGAAGCCAGGGCUCUCCUCCCAUUGCCUCUCAGCACUAACCUGUGGGCUUUCGAGACUUUGAGGACUGAGGCCUGGGAUCUGCAUAGAGAGCAAUUCCUUAACCCUCCCUGGGCUCCCAGCCUUUCUGGGCAAGAUCUUCCAGCCCCAGGCUGCUGGACUAGCUCCUGACUUGAGGGUGGCCACAUCCCUCCACCCACCCUACACUCCUAGCUCUCCAGGCCAUCACUCAAACAGCCCACUCACUAAGGUCCCUUUCCUGGGCAGCCUUGCCAUGGACAGUAUAGCCAGCAGGGGAGAGUCCCCCCAGUCCCUGGGCAGCCAAAGGGCUGCUACCCCACACAGGUGCCCAAAGGGACCGCCCGGUCCAGCUCUAAUCCCCUCUGCCAGACUCUGGGCUCACUUUCCAGAGUACAGGGCCCCCUGCCCCUAGGCACACCUUCCUGAUUUGGAAAAAUAUUCUCACCCUAAGAGUGCCCUGCCCUGAGCCCCCAAGCUAGCCCCAGCUACUUUGAAUUUGCUGUCUGCCGGUGAGGCUGUGGUCCCCACCCCAGGAAGAAGCAGUGAUGAUUGGUUGAUGCAGACACCUGUGCUGAGCUGUGAAUCUGUGUGGAUGGCCAUCCUUGGUACAGACUAGCUCUGCUCCUUGGGUAUUGGCAGGCAGGAAGCAGUAUGCCAGAGUUUUAAGCCAAGCCUGCCUUCUGCUGGGUUCUAGGCCUCUUGUCCCCAAGACUUGCCCUCCGUGAUGCCUCUCUUUACCCUGCACAAUCCCACAGUCAUCUGGGUGUACCAACACCCUCCCCCUCAUGCACCCCCAUAGCUUACACUCUGGCCCCAGACACUGAGACCCUUCUGACAGCAGCAAGCUGCUCACCCUCCCACAGUCCGAAGUCUAUCCAAAAAUGUCUGAACAAAUUGGCCCCCGGGUUUCUCUAGGCGCUGCCCCAUCCCCACCCGGUCUCUUGAAACAGGAAUAAGCAAUAUAUCUGAGCUGAGUUCCCCUCUAGUCCUUGCUCCAGAUGAGUCUUUAAGGCAAAAGUCCUGGCUGAGCAGCCAUUCUAGGAGACCAAUCUGCAGGGGGAAAGGGUUCCUGAAGGCCUGUGUCACAGGCUUCCAUGUUGAGAUUCCAGUCUGCUUCCCGCCAGAAACCCGCAUCGGCGCUUCUGAUCACUUUACUAACUCUAGUGUUAAAAGAAAAGACAGAGAAAAUGAAGAUGUGUAGGCAAAUGUAAGAUACACCCUCUCUGUAAGAUAAAUAUUUGCCUUUCUUUCCUAAAAGGUGUACGUAUUCUGUAUGUGAAAUUGUCUGUAGAAAGUUUCUAUGUUCUUAAAUGGCAAUACAUUCCAAAAAUCGUACUGUAGAUAUGUACAGCAACCGCACUGGGAUGGGGUAGUUUUGCUUGUAAUUUUAUUUAAACUCCAGUUUCUACACUUGCAUCUUGCAACGUUGGUACGGUAUAUAUCAGUGCAAAAGAAAAAAAAACUCAACAAAAAAAUUCAUGCAGGUCUAAAGCACAGAGUGACGUACAAAAGCAAAAAUAUUGUUCAGUAUUGAUGUGUGUGAUCUCUGUUGUAAAUUACAUCUGUACUGUGAAUGAAGUUUUUACAAGUAUAAUAAUUGCCUUUAUUACAGCUCAGGCUGAGGGUUCAGCCUGAGAAUAUUUUUUAAAAAAACAGCAUGUUGGAAUAAAUUUGAACGUCCCAACAUAGCCCUGUUUGCCCAGC
Fukomys damarensis (Damara mole-rat) is the source of this 11680-nucleotide messenger RNA. It is a transcript of the gene Hivep3, whose product is annotated as HIVEP zinc finger 3. Gene Ontology annotation, cellular component: nucleus. The record is from RefSeq and is a predicted model, not a curated record. The coding region runs from base 1180 to 8349 and encodes 2389 amino acids. The transcript is spliced from 9 exons. NCBI's taxonomy places the organism in Eukaryota, Metazoa, Chordata, Mammalia, Rodentia, Bathyergidae. Gene Ontology annotation, molecular function: DNA-binding transcription factor activity, RNA polymerase II-specific; RNA polymerase II cis-regulatory region sequence-specific DNA binding. Gene Ontology annotation, biological process: regulation of transcription by RNA polymerase II.